AUGGUGGAGACUUGGGACGCUUUUGAGGGACUAAGGGACCCGGCGGCAUUGAAUGCCAAGGCAUUGAAGGGCCCCGCUACCGGGCCAAUCUACGUUAACGGUGCUGAACCCGGCGACGCCCUCAAGGUUGAAUUCUUGAAAAUAACUCCCAAGGAGGGCCCCGCCCACAUGGUGAUGCCCGGGCGUGGCUUCCUGGAGGAAGAAUUCACCGAAGGCUAUCCCACGGUCAUGACAAUUGAAGACGGCAGACUCGUGCUCCCCAGUGGCAUAAAGCUGACCAUGAAGCCCUCCAUGGGCCUGGUCGCAACCACGCCCACCUACGUCCAGAACACCGCCAGCGACAGUGGCCCCUAUGGUGGGGAUAUAGACAUGAAGGAACUGGUGGAAGGCAGCACCAUUUACAUGCCGGUGUUUGUCGACGGCGGCUUGCUUGCCCUGGGUGAUUGCCACGCCCUGGUAGGCGAUGGGGCGGUGGCCGGUACCGGUGCCGAGUGUUCUUCGGAUACCCAUAUCAGGGUCACGGUAGAAAAGGGGAUGAAUAUUGCCAGUCCCCGUGCCCUCACGCCGGACCACUUUGUAGUCCUAUCCUACGGUGAAGAUCUCUCCCCGGCGAUGAAGCAGGCGGUACGGGACAUGGUGGACUUUCUGGUCCCCUUGCUGGCGACGUCAGAGUUUCACGAACUUUUCGUCCCAUCAGUCCGGUAG
Molecule: messenger RNA, 705 nt
Organism: Geodia barretti
Lineage: Eukaryota; Metazoa; Porifera; Demospongiae; Tetractinellida; Geodiidae
Source: the annotation of a GenBank genome assembly